Messenger RNA from Talaromyces amestolkiae, 1344 nucleotides. RefSeq lists its product as uncharacterized. Bases 1 to 1344 code for a protein of 447 amino acids. The transcript has a single exon. Lineage: Eukaryota; Fungi; Ascomycota; Eurotiomycetes; Eurotiales; Trichocomaceae. The record is from RefSeq and is a predicted model, not a curated record.
AUGCUCGUUUUAAGCAAAUAUGCCGUGGCUCUGGCCACCGCUUUGAGCAUCAUUACAGCAACGGUCGCUCGCCCAACAGAACUCCACCCCGGAGGUGCGUCUGAUUUGAUCAUCAACGCCCAGGAUACAAUCAAUGGAACGAUCUCUGCAUCAGCCAGCAAGUCCCAGAGCGUUGCUGCCACCAACGGUACCUCAUUGACACUUACCAUCACCAACAACAUCGCCGGCUCAGUGAACUGCUAUGUUAACGGUCAAGACCCUAAUCAGAACAAUGCCCCGGUUAUGCUGACCCCGGAUUUCUCUUGGUACUAUCCUUCAGCACCAAGCACUACUGACGGUACCCCUGCACCUGUAUCCGAGACUAUUGCCAUUCCACUCGGCGCCCAGGGUGAAAGCACCACCAUCACGAUUCCCAGCUAUGUUAUUUCUGCUCGUGUCUGGUUUGCCGUUGGUGAACUCCAAUUCUUCACUGUUGGUAACGCUGACGGCACUUUCUCAAUUGUCCAGCCUUCUCAGAGUAACCCUGCCGAUCCCAGUGCUGGUGUCAACUGGGGUUUUAUCGAGUUCACUUACACAGCCGAUGGCGGUAUUUACGCCAACAUCAGCUAUGUUGACUUUGUCGGUCUGCCUCUCGGAAUGUCCCUGACAGAUACCUCUGGCGGCGUUCAAACCGCUCUUGGCCUCACCUCAGACGCUGUGACUAGCGUCUGCAACGACUUGACCACUCAAGCUGCUACCGAUGGUCUACCAUGGGAUGCGCUCUGUCAAACCAUCAAUGGCACCGUUAUGCGCGUCCUUUCACCAAACGACUACAUGGCUGCCAACGCCUCCAGCGGCUUCGAGACCUAUUUUGACGACUACGUUAACGAAGUCUGGUCCAACUACACCAGCAGCACACUCACCAUCAACACCCAAAAUGAUGCCGGAAACGUGUCCUGCACCGUCAGUGGCGACACCCUUGAAUGCGAUGGCGACGGCAUAAACUACAGCAAACCUUCCACCGCAGACAUUUUUGGCUGCAACUCGGGCCCCUUCGUGACCAAUCCAUCGGACACCGCUGUCCAUCAAGCUGCCGUUCCUCGUCUCUGUGCCGCUUUCAAUCGUGGUACGUUAUUGCUUGCUGGUGGUGAUGUGCAGCCCAGUCUCGGAGCGGAUUCGUACUACACCACUGCCCCGUCAAAUUACUACUCAGCUAUUGUGCACAAGUACGAGCUCGAUGGAAAGGGGUAUGCUUUCGCUUAUGAUGAUGUUAAUCCUUCCGGCGAUGAUGAGAAUGCCUCUGGUACUGUCUCGUCUGCCAACCCGUCUGUGUUGAGUGUUACUGUGGGUGGAGCUAGUACUUAG